Loxodonta africana (African savanna elephant) is the source of this 998-nucleotide messenger RNA. RefSeq names its product claudin 2 (gene CLDN2). The record is from RefSeq and is a predicted model, not a curated record. Bases 100 to 792 code for a protein of 230 amino acids. Lineage: Eukaryota; Metazoa; Chordata; Mammalia; Proboscidea; Elephantidae. Gene Ontology annotation, molecular function: structural molecule activity. Gene Ontology annotation, biological process: calcium-independent cell-cell adhesion; bicellular tight junction assembly. The transcript has a single exon. Gene Ontology annotation, cellular component: plasma membrane; bicellular tight junction.
CUGAAAUGAGGGAUUAGAGGCUGGGAUCCAAGGAGUAAGACGCUUCAGCCAGAAGACGAGCAAGCAGGCCCUGAAGAUACUUCUAUUAAGACGUCUGCCAUGGCCUCUCUUGGCCUCCAACUUGUGGGCUACAUCUUGGGUCUUCUGGGACUGUUGGGCACCUUGAUUGCCAUGCUGCUCCCCAGCUGGCGAACAAGUUCUUACGUCGGUGCCAGCAUUGUGACAGCAGUUGGCUUCUCCAAGGGCCUCUGGAUGGAAUGUGCCACUCACAGCACAGGCAUCACCCAGUGUGACAUCUACAGCACUCUUCUAGGCCUACCGUCUGACAUCCAGGCCGCCCAGGCUAUGAUGGUAACCUCCAGUGCAAUCUCUUCGCUGGCCUGCAUUAUCUCUGUGGUGGGCAUGAGAUGCACAGUGUUCUGCCAGGACUCCCGAGCCAAAGACAGAGUGGCGGUAGUGGGUGGAGUCUUCUUUAUCCUUGGAGGCCUCCUGGGCUUCAUCCCUGUUGUGUGGAAUCUUCAUGGGAUCCUGCGGGACUUCUACUCCCCACUGGUGCCUGACAGCAUGAAAUUUGAGAUUGGAGAAGCACUCUACUUGGGCAUUAUUUCCUCCCUGUUCUCCUUGGUAGCUGGAAUCAUCCUCUGCUUUUCUUGCUCAUCCCAGGGAAACCGUUCCAACUACUACGAUGCCUACCAGGCCCAGCCCCUUGCCACCAGGAGCUCUCCAAGACCUGGUCAACCACCCAAAAUCAAGAGUGAAUUCAACUCCUACAGCCUGACAGGGUAUGUGUGAAGAGACAGGGGCCAGAGCUGGGGGGUGGCUGGGUCUGUGAAAGCCAAUGGACAGUCCCCCAGAGCCACAGGUGAGGGACAUUGCUGCUGGAUCAUGUCAGAAGGUGCUGCUGAGGAUAGACUGACUGUGGUCAUCGGAUCAAGCGAAGGCAGAAAAGGGAGCUGGUGUGGCAGCAUGCAGGUUGAAUUGUCAAGGAUGACUGCCAA